AUGAAUUCGGAAGGCAGCAUGGAAGGAUCGUCGGCGGACGACAAGACUCCGCGCGGGCGCAACGUGGCCCACGCGCGCGGGGCCAACAUGGGCGGAACGUUCCCCAUGCGUAGCCCGGGGAAGGCGGGGGCAGGCGGAGGGCAACAGCAGCACCAACACCGGGAUAAGAAAGGGCAUCAUCAUUACCACCAUUCUAAACAUAAUCUAGGCACGCUGCAGAAGCUGCUACCUUGGAUAACCAUCGGGUUACUCUCCCUCAUCGCCCUCGUCCUGCUGGGCUCCGCACUUUUCCCAGGCUACAUCUUCAUGUGUCCAGAGACCAUUAAGCGGUUACCAGAGCACUGUGUGAAGCUCGAGAGCGACCCCGUGCAGCACGACUGGGUCUCCGCCGUCCUCCCCUUUGACUGCUUCCAAGCGCCCCAGUCCUCCCCUGUCAUCGCCCACCGGGUGGACGACGUCAAGUAUGACUUCUUUUUAUCGUUGCUGGACUUUGGAACGAGGAGACGGCCGAAUAGGAAUAUGGUUCGGCUGAUGGAGGACCGGCCGUUCCUGAAGCCGGAGCUCGCUGUGGCCAUGCAGUCGGUACUCGAAAUGCUUAUUGAGGCCAAGGCCGUUCGCCCCGACUCCCUAGUCAUUGACGCGGGGGCGGGCAUAGGGGGAGCAGCCUUUGCAGCAGCAGCUAUGGGUGUGCGCGUGUUGGCGCUCGACCCUGUGCUGGCGAACGUGCUCAAGAUGUGCGACGCGGUGCAUUUGAACCGUGUGUCGAAGCGCGUGAAACUUCACCUGGCUGCUGUCUCGGACAGCGUGGGCAACAUCACCAUUCACAAUAUCCUAUCCAAUCUUGAGCACAGUGCAGUGACAGCAGCAGUGCUUACCCUCGCAUCAAAAGAUGCCCCUGUCAUUCCCACCACAGUGGAAUCCCUCCCUAUAGACUCCCUCGUUUUACCAGACCAGCAUGUAGCUGUACUGAAGGUGACUGUACAGGGAUGGGAGCUGCAUGCAUUUAGGGGUGCUGCUGGGUUGCUCAGCCGCCCGCCAAAGGAGGCACCGUUUGUCCUUUAUGAAGAAGACAGGAUGUUGUUGCGGGCUGGGAACACGACGCCGGCUGCUGUGAGGGGGUUUCUGGCGGGUAGCAUACUCUAA
Closterium sp. NIES-65 is the source of this 1143-nucleotide messenger RNA. NCBI's taxonomy places the organism in Eukaryota, Viridiplantae, Streptophyta, Zygnematophyceae, Desmidiales, Closteriaceae. The record is from the annotation of a GenBank genome assembly.